UAGUCCACAAGGUUUAAAUUUAGGUCAAAAUGUGUUGUGUGCAGAGGAUGCUACUGUUAGAUUCAGGGCUACGACUGCCAUCUUGUGGGUGAAAUGGUGCAAUUGCAAUGUGGAUCAGACAGCAGGUCCUUGAAAAAAACUCAAUCAUGUGGUACGAUCCCUGUUGAGGAAGUGGGGAACAUUUGAUGCACAAGCACACAAAGAAUUUAUUUGCGUACACCUCCUCUGAUGUGUGCUACUUGAAGUGUGUGUGUGUGUGUGUGUGUGUGUGUGUGUGUGUGUGUGUGUGUGUGUGGUGUGACAAGAAGAUGAAGAGAAGCAGCCUGAAGGGGGAAUGAAAGCAAAUAAGGAGGGAGGGGAGAGAAGAGAGAGCGACACAGACACACGAGCGAAGCUGUUCUGUGAAAGCAGGAGGAGCAGGAAGGCAGGAUGAGGAGAGGAGUAGCGGAGGAGGUGCAGGAGACCACCAUGAGAUCUGGGGUGUGAAGGCGGUAACAAUUAGCAGGAGAGAUGCUGCUCACGCUGCUUUUCUACCUUCGAGUCAAAGAAUCGAUCUAUCGCCGCGGGGCCAGAAGAUGGAGGAAACUCUACCGAGUCAACGGACACCUCUUUCAGGCCAAGCGCUUUAACAGGAAAGCCUACUGUGGCCACUGUAGUGAAAGGAUAUGGGGGCUGGGCAGGCAGGGCUACAAGUGUAUCAACUGCAAACUGUUGGUCCAUAAGCGCUGUCACCGACUCAUCCCUCAGACCUGCCAAAGGCUUAUGGAUCCAGCCAUGCCAUCACAGGAGCCCCCUUCAGAUGCCAAGAGUGAAGAAGUUGACCUUCCACCAGAUGACACAGAGGACACAGAUGGAAUAUCUUUUUUACCACACAACUGUACAGUGGAUAAAACAGAAGAUGCAGAUAACGAGGACAUCAAAGCAGUAGUGGAUGGCAUCGAUGGCAUUAAGCUCUCCCCGGGCCUGGCUCUCGGGCUGGGUGACUUCGACCUGAUCCGAGUGAUCGGCCGUGGAAGCUACGCCAAAGUCCUGCUGGUUCGGCUAAAGAAAAACAAGCAGGUGUACGCCAUGAAGGUGGUGAAGAAGGAGCUGGUCCACGAUGAUGAGGAUAUUGACUGGGUACAGACAGAGAAGCACGUGUUUGAGCAGGCGUCCACCAAUCCAUUCUUAGUAGGCCUCCACUCCUGUUUCCAGACAGAAAGUCGGUUAUUUCUAGUGAUUGAAUAUGUGAACGGCGGGGACUUGAUGUUUCAUAUGCAACGACAAAGGAAGCUCCCUGAAGAACAUGCAAGAUUUUAUGCUGCUGAAAUCUGUAUCGCUCUGAACUUCCUGCAUGAAAAGGGCAUAAUCUACCGUGACCUGAAGCUGGACAAUGUUCUCUUGGAUCAUGAGGGACACAUCAAGCUCACUGACUACGGCAUGUGCAAGGAGGGGAUCAGACCAGGUGACACCACUAGCACCUUCUGUGGAACACCCAACUACAUUGCACCUGAGAUCCUGAGAGGAGAGGACUACGGCUUCAGUGUGGACUGGUGGGCUCUGGGUGUGCUGAUGUUUGAGAUGAUGGCUGGGAGGUCCCCAUUUGACAUUAUCACUGACAAUCCUGACAUGAACACAGAGGAGUACCUCUUUCAAGUUAUUCUUGAGAAGCCCAUUCGCAUCCCAAGGUCUCUGUCGGUGAAAGCUGCCAGCGUGCUCAAGGGCUUUCUAAACAAGGAUCCCAAGGAGCGGCUGGGUUGCCAGGUCCAGACGGGCUUCACAGAUAUCAAGUCACACACAUUUUUCCGAAGUAUAGACUGGGACCAGCUGGAGAAAAAAGAGGUAACACCGCCCUUCAAACCUCAAAUCACUGAUGACUACGGCCUCGAAAACUUUGACACGCAGUUUACUAAUGAACCAGUGCAGCUAACACCAGAUGAUGAGGACGUCAUCAAGAGAAUAGACCAGUCAGAGUUUGAGGGAUUUGAAUACAUCAACCCCCUGCUGCUAUCCACAGAAGAGUCUGUAUGAAGGGGAGACCAGCUUUCUCCUUCGCCCACCUACUGUCUGUCCAAGCUGCCGUCUCAGCCAAAAAACACUCGCAAGCCAACUCUGAAAGGCGAGGAGGAGGAGGAAGAGUAAAGGACAACAGGGAGGACGAACUCACCCUCUGGACCUUGUCAACAAGGCGAAGGAAACUGGAGAACGGGAACGUUUCCUUCCUGGCGAUUCCGAUUGUUUUGUUGGGAUACCAACUCUUCUUUUCUUGGUAUCUACAAGGAAAACAAAGACGCUGGACUUCAAGAACAUUCCCUGUUGUUAUGUUGUCUUCCCCUUUUCUUUUUCUUUUUUUUUUCUCCUUCGGCUUCAUUCCUUUCUCAGAAUGUCCAUCCUCAUGUUGAAGCACGGCCAGCUUUGUAAUUUAAACAGAGAGCUGUUUCAUUCUGUGCCUGCCAUCAUGAACACAUUUCAUCCCGAGUCACAUCCCUGGAUUAAUAUGACAGUUCUGCUGAAGAACUUGAAAUUUUAACGUGCACUUUUUUUUUUUGUUAAUUUUUUUUUCUAUCUUGUAGGGGGAGGGCGACGGCUCACACAAAACAAGAAUGUACAAUGGCGAAGGAAAAAAAUAAGUUAUUAUUGUGUAUUAUAAUGUAGGUAGUGAAUCCAGAAUUAACGAUGCCUUUUUAUUGAUGCAAGUGGCACAUUUUCAUCGUAACCACAAAGAUUUCUUUUUGUUAUCUUUUAGGAUUUUCACAAACAAC
Messenger RNA from Epinephelus lanceolatus (giant grouper), 2741 nucleotides. It is a transcript of the gene prkcz, whose product is annotated as protein kinase C, zeta. Gene Ontology annotation, biological process: protein phosphorylation. Lineage: Eukaryota; Metazoa; Chordata; Actinopteri; Perciformes; Serranidae. Gene Ontology annotation, molecular function: ATP binding; protein serine/threonine kinase activity; protein binding. The record is from RefSeq and is a predicted model, not a curated record.